This is a messenger RNA of Plasmodium gaboni, 9456 nucleotides long. Its product is annotated as guanylyl cyclase beta. The coding region runs from base 1 to 9456 and encodes 3151 amino acids. The record is from RefSeq and is a predicted model, not a curated record. The transcript has 14 exons. NCBI's taxonomy places the organism in Eukaryota, Apicomplexa, Aconoidasida, Haemosporida, Plasmodiidae. Gene Ontology annotation, biological process: intracellular signal transduction; cyclic nucleotide biosynthetic process.
AUGAAGACACAAACGUUGUCUUUAAUGAAUAUAAAUGGAAAGAGAAAAUUUCUAGGAACGAAUAAUAAAAUAUAUAGAAAAGUCAUAAUAAAUCCAACAUCAGAAGAUGAUAUACAAAAAUUUUGUAGAAAUUAUUUCAGAAUAUAUAAUUUCUCCUUAUAUAAUUUUAUACGAAGAUUAAUAUCUUUUGAUGCCAUUCUUGUAUACUCACUAUUUUUGACUGUUUAUAUAUUUUCCGAAAUAAAUCAUGGCGAAACAAAAAAAUAUUUAUUUAUCGAUACAGCUAUUUCUUUAUUUUUUAACAUUAUCCUAUUAAUUGUUAUAGAAAGUCUUUUUGAACUAAAAAAACUGAAAGACGUAAAAAAUGCUAACUCUCAAUAUUACCUAAGGAUAGUACCAAAAAUGUCUUACUUUGAAAAGGUUAUGACGAAAGAUAUAAAGGUUGGGAAUAUCAUAAGAAUAUUUCAAGGAGAUGAAUUUCCAGCUGAUGUGGUAAUUUUAUAUGUUAAGAAUAAUGCAAAUGCAAUAGUUGAUUCUUUUAAAAUAGAUGGGCUUUUUAGAAAGAGUAUUAAAUAUGCAGUUGAUAAAUAUAAAAUUGAUAAGGAUUACCUAAAAAUGUUAUCCGAAAUUAAUGGCGUAAUAAGGUGUGAAUUGCCCAAUAAAAAUAUAUUUUGCUUUCAAGGGAAUUUUAAGUUGGAUAAACAUCCACGCUCACUAUUAUUGAAUUAUCAAAACUUCGCUCUACAAUCCUCCGUUUUGAAAGGGGCAGAAUAUAUAGACGCUGUAGUUGUAUAUACAGGUGCUGAUACUAAGAAGAAUUUGAAUAUUCCACAGAAGAUCGAAGAAAAUAAAACAUUCUGCAUAAAAAUGAAUAAUAUUGUAUAUUACUUAAUAUUCAUGUACUUCUUUUUUGUUGUCCUAAGCGUUGUUAUAAAAAUAGUAUUUUUUCACAAAAAAAGCUCCUUUCAAAAUUCAAGAGAUUCUUUCCUUAGUAUGUUGGAGGAUUUUGUUGGCUUGUAUAUAUUGGUAUUGCCUAUUAUGAUGUAUUCAGAAAAGAGUUUAAUUUAUAUUAUACAAAGUUUGAGAAUAGAAAAUGACCUAAGGAUGAGAAACACUGAAUCUGAAAAGCCCAAAGUUUUUAAUAAAAAUAAAAAUGAUGCCUUAGGUAAUGUAGAUUUAUUAGCAACAUCAAGAAAUGGUGUCCUUGUAAAAAGGAAAGAACUGUUAGUAUCAUGUGUAAUUAAUAAUGUUAUGUAUGGCAAAAAAGAUUUAAUAUGUUCACGCAAAAAUUUCAAAUUACCUACAUUGAAUAUACUAGAUUCAGAAAGAAAAAGUGUUUCCAAACUUUUGAACUUGGAUGAAAGGAUAUUCAAAGAUCCUGAAAAUAUUUUUUUCCCAACUCGCGAUUUUUGCUCCUUUUUGAAAUUAUUCGAAAAUAAAAUAUCAUCAAUAUAUAAUCCAUAUUCCAGUAGUUUAUCAAAUUUAUUGAAAGAAAAAUAUAAAAAUUAUGUGAACGAAGAAAUUCUUAACAAAAAUGUGAAACUAACGAGUUUUGUAAAAUCUCAGCUGACUAUUGGAUACAAUCAAAUUUGUGAAAAUGAUCAACUCAGUUACAACUGUCAAGAAAUUUGUGAAGAUUCUCAAAAAGAAAAUAUCCAAUCCGUUAAGAUUGAAGAGUUUAUUUUAGGAUUAUGUGGGUGUAAUAGAAUAAUUAUAUAUAAUGAAAAGUGCCUAGAUAUAAGUUUGAACGAAUACAAAAGUGAUAAUUUUAUGGAAACAUAUAGUAAGUUUGAAACGGAGAAUGAAGAAGAUCAUGAAAAUGAUCAUGAUGAAUAUAAUAAUAUGGAACAUUCAGAUGAUGAAAAUAUCAAUAGUAUUGAAUAUGAAGAUAUAUGUUUAUAUAAUAUUAUAAGGAAUACAGGAUUCUCUAUUUAUUGUUAUAAGAAUACAUUAUUUCUUUAUAAUUUAGUGAAAGAAUGUAAAGUAUAUUUUUUAACUUGUUAUCAUGAUUUCUUAAGAAGUAAUAAAUUUUCUAUGUGUAUUUUAAAAUGUGGACAUAGUAUAAAUAAUGAAAAGGAAGGAGGAGUGUUAUAUGUACGAGGAUAUGAUUUUAAUAUUCUUCCAUACAUAUCUAAAGAGAAGAAUAACAUAAAGAAAAUAAAGAAUGCUAUAAAAAUAUAUACCUUAAAUUAUUUAAAAGUUAUAAUAUUAUGUAAAAAACAAAUAAGUAAUGAAGAUAUAGCAAAAUAUAUUAUAUUAAAAAGUGCAAGUAAAAAAUUAUCUUUCAAAUUUUAUGAUUUGAUUAAAUUAUUUUUUUUAUAUGAUUUAGAAGUUAUUGGAAUUAUAGGAUUGAAAAAUGAGUUAAAAGAAGGAGUCAAACAAACAUUCAAUGAUGUAAUAAAUUUUGAUAUUAGAUCGUGGAUAUUUGCAAAUGAAUGUUCAAAGGAUACAUAUUUAACAGCUCUUCAAUGUAAUUUAAUUGAAUCAUCUUCUAACUUAUUUUUAAUUAAUUAUUAUAAUUUAAAAAAUACACAUGAAGAAGGUGCUAAUAUAUUAUUCCAUAAUUUUAUAUCGUCUUUGUAUAAGUUAAAAUCAAAUUCUUAUGCUCUAGUCAUAAAUGAUGAGAGUAUAAAAAAUAUUAUGACAAAUGUAGAAUCAAUGAAAAUAUUAUUAUGUAUAGCCAUGAGAGCUACUGUAGUCUUAUUUUGUAAAUUGCAAAAUGAGACAAAAGGAAAAAUUAUUAGAACCUUGUAUGCUUUAACAAGGCCUAAAUUGACAGUCCUAGGAAUAGGAACAACGUUAAAUGAUGCUUACUUAUUAAAAUAUUCAUCUAUAAGUGUCUGUUUAAGUUUGAAUGAGCAUGUAAACAUCUUAUAUAAUAUAUCAGAUUAUGUAUUGCAAGAAUUUAAAUUUAUUAGUGAAUUGCUUAUAUUAGGAAGGCUAAACAGAUUUUCCCUUUGCAAGGUAUUUUUGUGGAUAAUAUACCUAAAAAUUACUGUUGUCUCAUUUUAUUUUUUCCACAAUUUUGAUAACUAUUUUUCGGGAUCUUCAGCAUCUUCCAUAUUAUAUACCCAAACAACGUUUGCUCUUUUGCACUACUUUCUUAUCAUAGCAUUUUCUGCCUAUGAAAUAGAUUUACCAUAUAAAUUUGUAAGGAGAGUACCUUAUAUAUAUCAGCUAUCGAGAAGGAAAUAUUUUUUGAACAAUAAUAUUAUACUUUUAACAAUAAUUGAAGCCAUACUAAUUUCCCUUACUUCAUAUUAUAUAUUACGAUUAAAUGUAUUUCAUUUGAUUACUCAUCGUGAAUUUACUUUUCAUAUAUUUAUUUUAAAUGUUUUUAUAACCACAGAAAAAAUUCUUUUACUUUCAAAAACAUGGCACAUAUAUUUUUUUAUUAUGGCAGUUCUAAUUAUAGGUAUAUUGUUUAUAUAUGUUAAUAUAUUUACUUUAGUAGAUUGUAUAAAAAAUGGGAAAUGUGAAUUUAGUCUUUUUCAAAUGGAAAAUAUAUAUUUCUGGACAUCUCUCUUUCCUAUUUUAUAUAUGAAUUUUAUCAUUGAUAAGCUUAUGAAAUAUAUAAGGAAUAAAAUAUACCCAGAUAUUUCAGACUAUUUAAGAAAAUAUUUUCUUCGUAGAAUGUUCUGUCAUAAUAAUGAUAAACCUUUAUCACAACGGAAAAUAAAAGGAAUAAAUAAAUUUGAAAAAUUUGAAAAAAAUGAUUUAUUAUUAAAACACAUUCCAACUCCUAAAAUAUAUAAGAUAAAAGAUGAUCCUACAUAUUAUAACAAAUCUAAGAGAAGUAAAUUUUUAUAUGAUACAUUUAGAAAAGUUAUAGAUAUUAAUGUAAAAUACAGGAAUCAACAAUUAAAUUUAGAAUAUAAAACAUAUGAGAAAGGGAAUAAAUUAAAAUUACGUAUAAUUGUAAUAUUAUUAUUUGUUAUUUAUAUUAUAAUAUUUUCAUCCCAAACAAUAAUUGAUAUAAAUAUAAAAUCGAAUAUACAUUAUAUAACAAUAUUUUAUAUUAUAUAUUUUGUAUUUUCAUGUGUAUUAUUAAUAUAUAUAAGAAUAAGGAAUAAAGCUACUUCUACAUUUUUCUUUUUUUUGAGUAGAUUUUUAUUAAUAUGUGGAUUUUGUAUAGAAUUAUAUGAUAAUAUUAGUAAUGAUAUUUUAAAUGUAUUAAUUACCUAUUCCUUUACAGUAUCUUAUAUAUUUUUUAUGUCCUUUAAAAUAUUAGAAGCUCUUUUAGUAUGUAUAAGUAUACUCUUAUUAACAUUUUGGGUUUAUUAUGAGAAGAAUAAGAAUAUGAUAGAUAUAUGUACUCAUUUUUGCAGUAAUCCAUAUUUAUCAAUAAAUAAUUUAGAUCAUAUGAAUAUAUCAUGUUUAUGUAAAAAACAAAUAGUUAUCUUCCUUAUAAGUUUAUUAAGUUUUACUUUGAUUUGUUUAUCUAUGAAAUAUUAUGAGAUAUUUUAUUUGAAGAAAAAAUUCUUAUUUAGAUAUAAACAGAAAGUAAAUCUAGCUAAACAAAUUGAAAUACUACAUACGAUGUUACCAAAUUUUUUAGUAGAAUAUUUAUUAAUUAGUGACCCUAAAAAUGAUGGUAUUAUGGUUGGAAAAAAUAUAUCUGGUGAAGAUAGAGGUAUAAUAUCUGUAAUAUUUUGUGAUAUUGAUGAUUUUCAAAAUAUGGUAUCUACAUUACAACCACAUAUAUUAGUAGAAACAUUAGAUAAUUUAUAUUUAUAUUUUGAUAAAUGUAUAAAAUAUUUUAAUUGUAUUAAAAUAGAAACCGUAUUUGAAUCAUAUUUAGCAGCUUCUGGAUUAAGUGAAAAGAAAAAUAAUGAUUUAGACAAAAUUAUGUAUGAUACAAAAUGUGCAAUAAAAUUAGCUAUUGCUCAGCUUAGUGCCAAAUAUUAUAUAUCAUAUAAAGUAUUAGAUACACGUGAACAUUUUUCUGAUAAUUCUACUUCAUAUGAUAAAUAUAUAAAUAAAAAUAUUAGUCUCAAAAUUGGGAUACAUACAGGAAAAGCUAUAAGUGGUGUUAUUGGAUCUGUGAAACCACAAUAUGCUCUCUUUGGAGAUACUGUAAAUACAGCGUCAAGAAUGAAAUCUACUUCACUCCCUGAUCAUAUUCAUGUUUCAUAUGAUACGUAUAAAUAUUUAAAGGAAGAUAACACAUUUGUAUGGAAAGAAAGAAAGGUUUUUAUAAAAGGAAAGGGUAAAAUGAAGACAUAUCUUCUAGUAGACAUUUUAGAUGACAUAAAAAGGAAGGGGGAGUCCUUAAAUUAUUAUUCAUCUUCUAAUUUGUUAUUGUCUCAAUUGGGUAGUGAAACUGAAUCGAUAUAUGAAGAAAGGGAGAAUAGUAAAGGAGGUAGCAGUAAUAUUAGUAAGGAAGGUAUUAUAUCUAUUAAUAAGUCAAGUAAUAGUAAUAUUAGUAAGGAACAUAUUAGAUCUAUUAAUAAGUCAAAUAGUAGUAAUAUUAGUAAGGAAAGUCUUAUAUCUAUUAAUAAGUCAAGAAGUAAUUCUAUUACUGGUAUAAAUGAAGUGCAAAUAAAAGAUAAGAAAGAUAUGGUUAUUAAACAUAACAGAAAGAAAAAUAAAAUUGAUAGUUCUUGUAGUAAACGAAUUGAUAAAAAAAGCAGAGAUAAAAAGAGUGAUAGGAUGUAUCAUCCAUUGGAUGAAGUUGUUAAACAUUCGGAUAUACAUUUAUUAGAUUACAAGAUAAAUAAAAAGAGAUAUAAAAAAAUGAAAAGUGAUACAAAUAAUGAGAAUAAAUUAAUAGGAGAUAUAUUUAACAUGUAUGAUAAAAAAAUAAAAUAUUUCUAUAAAAAAAAUUAUGAAAGUAACAGCAUGGAAAAUAGAUCAUUUAUAAAACAUUAUAAAAAUACUAAAUAUAAAAAAUCAGAUUAUCUUCUUUUAGAUAAAAAAGGCGAAAGUGAAAAGUUUAAAAGAAAUACAUCAUAUAUAUUAGAAUCACCUUUACAUUUAAUAGGUGAUAUAGUUGAUAAUAAUAUGAAGAGAAAAAAGAAAAAAAAAGAAAUAAACACAAUUGUAUCUGAUGAAAUGUUUACUUCACCUGUCAAUAUAAAAGAAUAUAAUUAUAAUCACCAGAAAAGGGAAAAAGAAAUUGUAGGAAAUUUGUCAUAUGACAAAACAAAGAAAAUAUUUCCUUUUAUAAAAUUUACCAAGGAAGGGAGAAUAAAAAAAAAAAUAGAAAAAAAUAAAAUAAAUAAUAAUAAUAAUAAUGAUAACUUUCCUUAUAAUGAUUAUUCAUCAUCUAGUAGUCUAAAAUAUUGUGAUAAUGAAAAUAAUUUUGUGAUAAAAUAUAUUAGAGAAAGAAAAGAUUUUCAAAAAAAAUUUGAUCAUCCAAAUUUUAAUUUUAGCAAAUUUUUACAGAAUUAUAAUUCAUUGAAAAAUAAAAAAAAAAAUAAGAACAAGAAUAAAAAUAUAAGAUCAAAUGGAUAUCUGAAUUAUACAUCUUCAACUAAUGAUGGUGUUUCUUAUAAUUUCUUAUCAGAUAGUUUGUAUUAUUCAGAUAAUGAGUAUUCUUCUGAUUCUUUAAAAUAUGAUAAUAAAAGUCUUAUAAAAAAUAAAAAAAUUAUAAAAUUUGAUGAUCUUUUUACUAAAAUAUAUAUAAAGAAAAAACGUUUACUCCAAAGGAAUAACUAUGACGUAAGGAGAAAGGAAAAAAAAUUAAAGAAUAAUAAUGGUAUGUCAAGAAAUAAAACAAAAAAUAUAAAUCUUAAUGAAAAAAAAAAAAAGUUCAAAUAUUUUGUCACUAAUGAAAAUGGAGACAAUGACAAUAAUAAAGAAGAUGAUUCAAAAAGUAUGCAAAAAUGUUUUAUACAUAUAUCAAAACAUAAAAAAGAACAAAUAGAAGAUAAAAAGAAGACUCAUAAAUGUUUUCAUAAUAAUGUCGAAUGUGUUUACCCUUAUAGAGAUAAUAAUAUACACAUUAAUUUUUCAAGAGAUGAAAAAAGAAAAUAUAGCAUCAAUUUAUAUGAACACUUAGAUGAACAAGAAAAAAUGAAAGGAAAAAAAAAAUAUGUCAACAAGGAUAAGGAACUAUUAGGAUCUAUUAAUAAACAAGCAGAAAGGAAACCAACGAAGAAAAAAAAAAAAAACAAAAAUGUGGAAAAUAAAUAUGAUAAGAAAAAAAAUAGAAUGAUUACAAACAAAACAAAUAAGAAAUAUGCCAAGAGUAUUAUUAGUGGUGACGAACAAAGUAGUAAUGAUAAUAAUUUUUUGAAAAAAAAAGAGGUGAAUUUUACUGGAAAAAAUGAAGAAUAUUUAAAUAGAACUAAUACUAAUUUGUCUAUAGGCUUAAAAGAUAUGGAAGAAAAUGAUUAUGAAAUUCAUAGUAAUAAUAUAUAUUAUAAUAACCAUAUAUAUAGUGACGAUAUAAAUAAUACAAUAAAGUUGAAUAAUAAUGGAAAUGAUAUGAAUAGUAUAUCAAAAAAUAAGGGAAAAAAUAAAUUAGGUAAGAAAAUUAGUUUUUUUAGUUUGAAUAAUAAAUAUCAUGAAUCAGAAAUUAUUAAUGAAGAAGAUACUAAAAAUAUAUCCAAUAUAAGAGAAAGCCAAAUAAUUAAUAAGGAUAAAUAUAAUUAUUUUACACAUAGUCCAUCUCUUAAAAAGAAAAAAAGCGUUUUCACUAAGAUCAAUAAUUUAUUUAAAAGUUAUUUUAAAAGUAUUGAUGUGCAUGAAAAAUUUGGUUUUUCUAAAAAAUUUAAAUUCCAAACAAAGGAUUCAGAAGAUAUAAAAGGAAAUAAUAAUAAAAUUAGUAAAAAUCGUCAUAAUAAUAAUAGUAACUAUGGAUAUAAUGAUAGCAGUAAGUGUAGUAACACUGAUAGUAGUAAGUAUAGUAAUGGUGAUAGUAGGAACCAUCAUCAUAGUAAUAAUAGUCGUGUGACCUUAUCUAAAGGACAAGGGCCAGAAAACAAUAAAAAUGUAGACUAUGCAUAUCAAUUUGAUAAUUACGAUAAGAAGCUACUAAAAAAAUUAACAUCUAACUUACAAUUAAAUAAAAAGAAUGUGAAAAAUUUUAACAUAUUUUAUUAUAAAUUCAAUGAUGAAGAACUAGAAGAAGAAUAUACUAGAAAUUAUUAUAGAGAAAUAAUUAAUAUUGAUUUAACAAAAAAAUUAAUUAUAAUAUUUAUAUUUACAGAAAUAUUUUUAAGUUUAUGUAAUAUAAUAGAAUUAUCAUUUUAUGAAAAGAAGUUAAAAUAUAAUGAUUCAAUAGUUAUAAUAUGGCUUAUUAGAUCAAUAUAUUUAUUUAUAAUAACAUAUAUAUGGAUAAUAUUAAAAACGAAAUUAAAAGAAUAUAAAAAUAAUUCAAGUAAAAUGAUGUGGACUAUAUUUAUAUUAAAUAUAUUUUUAUGUUCUUGGGGCAUUAUAUUAAUAGAUUUAUCAUGUAUACAUUAUAGUAUGUUAUUAGGAAAUAAAAAUGAAAGAGCAUUAUUUUUUAUGAAAGAUGCAAGUGAACUUAUAAUAUGUAUUCAAUUAAUAUUUAUAAAAAAUAUGUUAUUUAAACAUAAAUUUUUUUUUUUCGUAUUUUUUUAUAUAUUCCUUAUUUAUUCAUUUAGUAAAUUAUUUAGUAUACACACAUGUCAAACACAUAUAUGUUGUAGUAUUAUUUUAUUUAUAUCUAUAAAUAUCCUUUAUUUUUGGUAUUCAGAAUAUUUAGAUAGAAUACAAUUCUUAGUUAAAAGAAAGAGAAAUAGAAUGGAGAAAAUAUCACAGGAUUUCUUAACAAAAAUAUUGCCUAGACAAGUUCUAGAAGAAUAUCAAAACGAUAAUUUACAAUUAACAUAUAAACAUGAAAAAAUCGCAUUCUUAUUUGCAGAUAUUGUUGGAUUUACAAAAUGGAGUAAAACAGUAUCUCCUAAGGAGGUCUUGAAAUUACUACAAAAAUUAAUAUCUAAAAUUGAUAAAGAUACAAUUAAAUUAGGUUUAUAUAAAUUAUUCACAAUUGGGGAUGCUUAUGUAGCAACUAGUCAGCCAAAUUCAUCUAUAACUGAUGAAACUGAAGCAUUAGAAGGAAUAUUAAAUAUAUUGAAGCUAGCGAAACUUAUCCUACAUAAUAUUAAUACUAUUAAAAUACAAUUCAAUAAACAUGACUUUAAUAUGAGAAUAGGUUUACAUUAUGGCUCAUGUGUUGGUGGUAUUAUAGGUUCUGUAAGAAUAAGAUAUGAUAUGUGGGGUCUGGAUGUUCUUAUAGCUAAUAAGAUAGAAUCGAAUGGAAUACCUGGAGAAAUAAUUUGUUCUGAACAAUUUAGGCAUUUCUUCAUACAAAAUGAACCACAGGCGAAACUUAACUUUUGGUACUACAAAAGCAUAUAUAUAAAUGACCAGGAUAUAAAACUAUAUGUUAUUGAAGAUAAAAAUUAUGAAGAAGAUUAUGAUCCAAAAGUUAUAGACUAUACAACGUUAUUGAAAUUACGUCAAGAAAAGGGAUUACAUUCGUAA